Messenger RNA from Pungitius pungitius (ninespine stickleback), 2602 nucleotides. It is a transcript of the gene rx1, whose product is annotated as retinal homeobox gene 1. Gene Ontology annotation, molecular function: RNA polymerase II cis-regulatory region sequence-specific DNA binding; DNA-binding transcription factor activity, RNA polymerase II-specific. Bases 265 to 1305 code for a protein of 346 amino acids. The record is from RefSeq and is a predicted model, not a curated record. Lineage: Eukaryota; Metazoa; Chordata; Actinopteri; Perciformes; Gasterosteidae. Gene Ontology annotation, biological process: positive regulation of transcription by RNA polymerase II. The transcript is spliced from 4 exons.
UCUCUCAACUCAGUUGUUGAAUGCUUUUUGCACUGCGGUUGCACUUUGCUGGAGGGAUUCUGUGACUGUUUUCCACAUCGAGAAAUGAUUCAGAGAGAUGCCAGGUGAGGAAAUGCCGGCUGAGUAACUGCGAGCUGUGCACACUGAGGACCCGGGACGAGUGAAGUCGGAGGGGGAGCCGCUGAGAGGAACAGGUGGAGCGCUGGCAUCAUCAGCUUUAACGGUUCAGCGUGAUCACUUCAAAAAGUGCCCCCGGACGCUCGAAUGCAUUUAUCACUGGACACCAUGAGCAUGGUGGACGACAGCUGCCUCUCACCCGGCAACUUCCACGAGAUGGGCAAAGGUGGGGGCGUCGCCGUGGGGGGCCGCGUCCACAGCAUCGACGUCAUUCUGGGGUUCAGCAAAGACCAGGACCCCCUGCUCAGCCCCGACGGGCCCCCGCGACCCCACAAAGUGGACCUAGAUGGCCUGGCGGAGCCCGGGAGACAGCAGGAACCCGGGUCGCACCCGACCUACAGCGGCCACCUUUCCUCUCUGAGGAAUGGCAGCUCGGAGCAGCAGCAGUACCACGAUGGCGUCUUUUUCGCAAACAAGUGCGACGAGGAGCUCGGUGAACUGAGGAAGACUGUUGAGAGUGACGAAGGCAAGUCUCCGGAGCCAUGCAAGGACGAGCAGCCCAAGAAGAAGCACAGGCGCAACCGCACCACCUUCACCACCUACCAGCUGCACGAGCUGGAGCGUGCCUUCGAGAAGUCCCACUACCCGGACGUGUACAGCCGCGAGGAGCUCGCCAUGAAGGUCAACCUCCCCGAAGUCAGAGUCCAGGUCUGGUUCCAGAACCGCAGAGCUAAAUGGCGUCGGCAGGAAAAAAUGGAUGCCAGCACCAUGAAGCUACACGACUCGCCGAUGCUUUCCUUCAACCGCCCGCCGCAGGUUCAUACCAGCAUGGGGGCGAUGACCAAUUCCCUCCCCCUGGACCCGUGGCUCUCCUCCCCCCUGUCUAGUGCCACACCGGUCCACAGCAUCCCGGGCUUCAUGGGCCCGCCUCAGGGCCUCCAACCCAGCUACCCCGGCCACGGCUUCCUCAACUCCAGUCCUCACCCCCCUCACCCUCACGCUCAUCCUCAUCCUUCUAUGGGCCAGGGAAUGCAGAGUAUGGCCCCGCCUCCCUACCAGUGCACAGCCCCGUACAAUGAGAAGUAUCCUCUGGAGGACGUGGACCAGCGCAGCUCCAGUAUCGCUGCUCUGAGAAUGAAAGCCAAGGAGCAUCUCCAAUCCAUGGACAAGACCUGGCAUCCCAUGUGACUAAAUGAACUAUCAGUGCACGUGAAUGACAUUGGGAAAGGGAGGUGCGGAAGUAUGUGAGUGAUAUGUUGAAAAAUACGGCAGUGGCUCGUCUUAUACCCAUAGAGCAAAGGAAAUUAAUUUUGUACUGUGAAAACCGAGGAUUUUUGACGUCCUCCUUCUUGUUUUGUUCCUCAUCUCAAGGACAUGAAGCAUACAGGUGAACUCUAUAGUUUCAUUAAAUUGCUCAUUUUAAACCACCAAAUUCCAGAUAUAUCCGUUCUCCCUCGAAUAUGAAAGUGUUUAGCAAUGCCUUGGGUGCUUCAAAGGAAAAUGACUUAUUGCACUCUGGAAUGCAACGGAAAGUCUUUCCUGACCAGCCAUCUUUUUUAAAUGACGGACCAUUGUAUUUUUACACGCCACCAUUACCCAUAGAUAAGUGUGUUCUUCCAACCAUAUUCCUUAACGGCUUGUCCGGUGAUAACAGGCGGCGGGUUAGCAGGGGUCACAACACACUUUAAACAUAUAUGAAGGAAAUGGUAAAGUUGUUUUGAAUUGUCUAGAACGAAGAAGACAGCUAUCCAUCAACAGGACAUUUGUUUACCAUGAAAAUCCCCCAAAUUGGUAUUUAUGUCCUCAUCACAUGUAAACGAUCACAUUCUGGUUUUUUUUCUUUUCUAUUAUCCCAUUUUUUACCAAGUUUGUGUUUUUACUAAUUAAUUCAAUCGUCACAUUUUCAUGGGUCAGCUGGUCAGAGACCACUUUGUGGAGGAGAAUCCCGCCUCAGAUUGAUGUGAGAGCAGCUUUAGAAAUUAAAGCAGCGUCUGUGACUGACGUCACAUGCAAGUCUCCCUUUUUAUUUUGGUUCAUAAAGAAGAUGGGUUUAAGCUUCACCAAGUUUUUUUAAACUUGUGAAAGUUGAGAUAUAUAUUUAGAUUACCUGGUAUGACUGGCAAAAGGACCAAUGGGGACCAAUGGGGCCGACAAUCUUGUUCCUUAACGUACAGUGAGAGGACAAUCUCUGGAUCAUGCUGUCAAAUAGAUACUUGUUCGACGGGGAAAUUGCAUUAAAUUGCAUUAAAGUCAGAGAUGCGAUGGCACCUUUAGAGCGGACCACGGCUGAACAUAUACCAAAAAAUAGUUCUGCACAGUUUCGGAUCUGUGCAAAGAUUGCUUUAAAGAAGUAUGAAGGAGAGAAAUGAAGACAGACAGACAGACAGGAAUAAAUAAUAGAGAGCAGAGUAAGUCUCUUUUUGCUUGAGUGGCUGCUGGAGAAGAAGACCUGUUGGCAGCUCAGUGUUGGGUGGCUGCGGGUACG